Molecule: messenger RNA, 826 nt
Organism: Arachis duranensis
Lineage: Eukaryota; Viridiplantae; Streptophyta; Magnoliopsida; Fabales; Fabaceae
Product: glycine-rich RNA-binding protein
Molecular function (GO): RNA binding
Source: RefSeq, a predicted model, not a curated record
CAUCCUCAUUCCCUGGCCUCCUCUAUAAAAAAAGACCAUAGGCGUACCAGUUUUUCUUCGUGCCCUCUUUUCAAGGUGGAUUCUCGAUAAUCCUCCUUCCCUUUUUCCCUUUCUGUCAGUUCUAGGGUUUCAACUUCCAUGGCUUCCGCAGAAAUUGAGUACCGUUGCUUCGUUGGUGGGCUUGCCUGGGCCACCGACAACGAAGCCCUCGAGAAAGCCUUCUCUUCCUUUGGCGAGAUCGUCGAAUCGAAGGUUAUCAAUGAUCGUGAGACUGGAAGGUCGAGGGGUUUCGGAUUUGUAACCUUCGCCACAGAGCAGGCCAUGAGGGAUGCCAUCGAGGGGAUGAAUGGCCAGAACCUUGAUGGCCGUAACAUCACUGUCAACGAGGCGCAGUCCCGCGGUCGGGGCGGUGGCGGCGGUGGCGGUUACGGUAGCGGUGGCGGUACGGUGGUAACGGUGGUAAUGGUGGAGGUGGCUAUGGAGGAGGUGGUUACGGUGGUGGGCGGGACCGUGGGUACGGAGACGGUGGAUCUCGUUACUCAAAGGGGGGUGGUGCUUCUGAUGGAAAUUGGAGGAAUUAGGAUUUCGUUUAGAGAUUAGUAGUUUGAUGAAAAAGCAUGGGUGGUGGUUUUUUAUUUGAGUAUGCGGGUUCAUGGUCUUUAAAAUUUGCUCUUGGUUUCUGGUUUGAUUCUCUGUUAUGGUUCUCGUUGCUCCGUGGUUCUCGUUUUUGACCUUUGAAUUUGUGUACUACUGGUUGUUCAUAAACAAUCCCAUCACAUAUGAAUAGUCAGAUCAAUUAUAACCCUGAGAGGUUUUACCGUCUUUA